GUUCCUCCCCCCAGCACGCAGUGCAUUGUGGGUAUUGUCCAGCUCGAGUGAUUGGAGCUCGGUGCCUGUAGCGGAGUUACAGGAUCUCUGCGAGAGGAGGAGGAGGAGAGGAACAGACUCCCAGCUCUGCGGCCGCCAUUGCUCGCUCCGGGUCUCCAGUUGUGUGCCAUCUUUCUGCUUCAAGAAGAUUCUUCAAAAGUUGUUUCUAAUUCUUGGCAUACCCACAUCCCCAGCAUAAAUUUGUUUCUUAGUGGGACUUUUCCCUUGUAUUGCUCCACUGACAUUUCAACUUUGGGGAAAAAAUAAAAUAGCUCUACAAUGGCAAAAUCAUAUCAGCAUUCAUCAGUAAAUAGAGAUAUGUCGGCUCAUCACAGACGUGAUGCAACAGGAGUAGGUCUUCUUGCUGCUAAUCAGUCCUUAAAUGUACCAUCCUCUCUUGGAAGACUGAGCCAAGGAUCUAGCCGUCUUGCUAGUUUAAUGAACCUUGGAGCAAUUUCAAAGCUAAAUUUGCAAGGAUCUCAUAAUCCAAUGUCAUCUAGUUCCGCUUCUCAAAGUUUGCCCUCUAUAUUUAACAUUGGUAAUAGAGCGCCAUCCUCACUCUCCUCUCAACAUCGAGGAGAUUCUGAUCAGGCCAGUAAAAUUUUGGCCAGUUUUGGUCUUUCUUCUAGAGAUUUGGACGAGUUAAGCCGCUAUCCAGAGGAGAAAAUCACUCCUGAAAACUUGCCCCAGAUUCUUCUACAACUUAAAAGAAGACGAUCAGAAGAACUUCCUUUAUUAGCUUUCAGAGAAGGUCGAUCUCGAGAUCAACAGUUGAGAGGUCCUAGUGAUGACUGGGAUGAUGCACGACCAUUUAGGAGAGAUAGUUUUGAUGAUCGUUCAUCUGGUUUGAACCCUAUUGUUGAUUAUGAUCAUGGGAAUCGUUCCCGAGAAGCUAGUUUUCAUGACCGACUAGAUUUUGAAGAUGACAGAGUAAGAGAGCGCGAGAGGUUUAGAGAAGAGAAUCUGUUUUCUGAAACCCCUUAUAGCAAAUUUGAAAAUGAGUAUGACCGUUUGGGUUACAGCCGAUCACAAGAAAGAUCACUUUUUGAAAAACCAAGAGGAUUGCCGUCAAGUAGCAAUAUUGAUGAUUUCCAUGGAUUUUUACCUAAAGGCUUCCCCCACAUAUGUUCCAUAUGUGAUAUUGCUGCUCAUACUAAGCAGGAGUGGAACCAACACAUUAAUGGACCGACACACAGGAGACGCUGCCAGCUGCUUCUUGAAAUAUAUCCUGAAUGGAAUCCAGAUGCUGGUCGUGGAAUGGCUGAUCCAUUUAUGCUUCAAAAAUCCACUAAUCCUGCACCAGGAAUAUUGGGACCACCACCACCACCUCCUCCUCCAUUACACAUGGGAGGUGGUCCAGAAGGAGGACGUGGAGGCCACAGAGGUCACCUAGGAAAUGAAGAUAUGUCCAGAGAAAGACACAUGCAGAAAGGCCGACAGGAGCUUAGCAGAGUUGUUCACAUUCUGGACUUCCAGAGGGGAAAGAGUUUAAGGUACCAGCUUCUAAAGCUUGCAGAGCCAUUUGGAACAAUCACAAACCACCUAAUUUUGAAUAAAAUCAAUGAGGCAUUUAUUGAAAUGUCAACUUCAGAUGAUGCUUUGGCUGUAGUGGAUUACUACAGGAAUAAUCCAGCUAUUGUUCUUGGACAGCCAGUAAGAGUUCACAUGUCUCAGAAAUACAAGAGAAUAAAGAAACCUGAGGUGAAGACUGAAGAAAAAAGUGAGCCAAAACCAGAUGUUGGCAAAGUGAUACAUCUGAGUAACUUACCCCAUUCUGGUUAUUCUGAUGGAGCGGUUGUCAAGCUUGCUGAAGGUUAUGGAAAAGUGAGAACUUACAUAUUAAUGAGGAUGAAGAACCAGGCUUUUAUUGAAAUGGAGAAAAUGGAAGACGCACUAGCAAUGGUUGAACAUUGUGAAAAGAAACCUCUUUGGUUUCAGGGAAAGUGUUUAAAAGUAGACCUUUCAGAGAAGUACAAGAAGCUUGUUCUACGAAUUCCAAACAAGGCGAUUGAUCAGCUUCAAAAAGACAAAACCAGAAAAAGAGCCCACUCUCCUGAUCGUAAAGAAGGACCAAGUGAAAAGAAGGCAAUUAAAACAGAAGGCAGUCAAAAAGGGCAAAGCACCAAUGGAGCAAGCAAAUCCACAUCUACUCCAUUAAAAGAAAAGGUGUCCUCUUCUGCUGAUGAUUCUGCAGCAAUGGAAACAAAAACGGAUGAACAAGCUGAAGAGAGUGAGAUUUCUGUUACAUGUGAGAAUGACCUUUUAGUGGAAGAAGAAUUAGAAGAAGAAGAAGAAGAAGCAGCAGCAGCUCUGCUAGAAACCAGUAGUUCUGUUGGAGAUGAAACUGAUCAACCUGACAUAAGUGAUGAUUAUUCAAAAGUAGCCACUAAUGAAUGUACGAAGGAAGAUCUUCGUACAUUCAAAGCAAAACAAGAGGGUAAAAAAAAGGGUUCACAUGAUUAUCCUGGCAAUAUGGAAGAUUUUGUUACUCUGGAUGAAAUUGGUGAAGAAGAAGACUCAGAAGGCCAAAAGUUAAAAGCUAGCAUUGCAGAAACCUCCUUUGAAGAUUCGGCAACUAAAACGGAUGACAGUAUGGUAGAAAUGGUUAUGGCCAGCACAAGUGUUGAAGAACCGGAGCAUGAAAAUGAAGGUGCAACUGAUGAAAAGGAAGUACAAAAUGCAGAAAUAACCAAAACAUCUGAAACCGUAGAAUCAGAAAAUGCUGCUCAUGCUGAUCCUGUAGAAAAGACUGCAGAUGUACCGAAGUGUGUUAUUGGACCUUUCCAGCCGAAUAAUCCUCUUGGUGUAGAUUAUGUUGUUCCUAAGACUGGAUACUACUGCAAACUAUGCUCAUUAUUUUAUACUAAUGAAGAGGUGGCUAAAGUGACACAUUGCAGCAGUUUGUCUCAUUAUCAAAAACUAAAGAAGGUCAUGGCAAAGAUGGCAAAGAAUACAAAGAAAAAGGAGUAAAACAAAAAAAAACUUUUUCUUUUUUUUUUUUUAAUUCAAAAUUGGAAUGUUGAGUUUUCAUUUUCACAAAAAGUGUUCCUGUUUUAAUACAGAAAAAAAGUAUAAAUAAAUGUAUGUUGGUUGUUUUUCUUUUUUCUCAUGUCUUUUGAAAUGAUAGCGCGAGUACUACCAUUGCCCUUUAUUGUUGUAACAACUGCACAAUAACACAUGUAUUCAUCAAUUCUACAAAGAGUAUUGGGCCAAAAUAAAAAUAAAUGUUAAAUGAUAUUUCCAUAUUUUUUGUUUUAGGAGUGUAUAUAUAAAAAUAGUCAGUAGUUUGGACUUUCAUGUAAUCGCUUGCACUCUGGAUAGCAUGAGUAUCCAAUGAAGGUUAUGGAAUUACACUGCUUAGUAGUAAAUGUGUAACGACGGGUGUGGCUUGGCUUCACUUCAGAGGAUAAAAUGUCAUCCAUGCACUGUACUAGCAAUGUUUUAUAACUAAAGAUACAAACAUUUGGGCCAGGAGCACCUGUGACUUACCAAGUGCAAGAAAUUAUUUUAUUUAACUUUUUGUUUUUAGGAGUGCAUUCCAGGAUAUCAUACUUAAAGACUGGAUCUUUAGUCAUAUGUUUCUAAUCUCUACAUAUAUUCUGUUAAAAGAAGAAACAUUGUCAUAUGUCAUGGGAAUUUAGUGCCUAUUUCAGUCAAUAUUUGGAUUGUCAUAAGUUGAUGUUAUACUGGUAUUAAAUUGCAUCUUUAGUAGAUAUGUAUAUUUAUCUAAUGUACUUAGUCUUUGUUUCUCACACAUUCAGAUAUGUGGACUGGAGCACAAUUUUUAUUUUUCUAGUCAAAAAAAAAAUCUUUGCUUUAACUUUCUCUCAUGUUGACUCUCCAAGAAUGUUGAUGUAUGCAUAGGCCAUUUGCCACUUAGACAGAAACAUUAAAGGGUUACACCAAGCACCAUGACUCCUUCAGUGAUGUGAAGUGAUCAUGGUGCCUAGAGUGUGUGCAGCGUUAUGCAAUGCUGCCUGUGCAGAGAUUAUUCCCUCUGCUGCAAAAAAUUCCAAAAUCUAUUUCUUCUUAGACAUAGUUGAUUUAAUAGGUUUUUUUGUUGUGCUUUACUUUAGUUAUAUAUUGGUUUAUUGUAAAUCCCUAUCUCAGAAAACUAUAUCAAUAUAAGUUAUAUUAAUCUACAUGUCCAUAAUUAGCUUAAUCUGGAGUAAAGGUACACAAGUUACUUUGGAUUUCAGUAUUCAUAAGGGAAGACAGUAUUGUUUUCUACUCAACCUGUGUGUGAUAAACUAGAUGGUAUUUAUGAAGUUGAUUCCAAACUGCUUAUUUGGUACGCUUUCAUAUAAAGUAGGUGAAACAUACUGAGGAUUUGUCACUUAACUGGGAUCUGUGUUGUGAAAUUUUAAUAAAAAAAGUACUCUUGAAAAUA
This is a messenger RNA of Pelobates fuscus (common spadefoot toad), 4429 nucleotides long. It is a transcript of the gene MATR3, whose product is annotated as matrin 3. The record is from RefSeq and is a predicted model, not a curated record. Gene Ontology annotation, cellular component: nucleus. Gene Ontology annotation, molecular function: RNA binding; zinc ion binding. Bases 319 to 3009 code for a protein of 896 amino acids. NCBI's taxonomy places the organism in Eukaryota, Metazoa, Chordata, Amphibia, Anura, Pelobatidae. The transcript has 15 exons.